AUGCAAGAGGAAGAUGAAUUGGAACCCAAAAUAGGGAGGGAGUUUGAAAAUUUAGAUGAGGCAUGGGAGUUUUGGACAGAAUAUGGUAAAAGAAUUGGAUUUGGAGUUAGAAAGGGUACUUCUACAAAGAGUAGAGCAGACAAAUCCAUUAUUAUUACAUAUAGAUUUUUAUGUUGCAAGGAAGGUCUGCGAAGGAAAAAUGAAAAAAGGGCAUAUGCUUCUACACAUCGACCAGAGACAAGGACUAAUUGUAAGGCAAGAAUGGUAGUAUCUCGUGUUGGCCAAAAGUUUAGAAUCACUGUGAUUGAUAGAGAACAUAAUCACCCACUUCACACAAAAGACACAGUAAGCUUGUUACCAUGUCAGAGAAAUAUAUCAGAAGCUCAAGCCUAUGAAAUGGAUCUUGCAGAAGAAUCUGGACUUGAACCUAGGGAUACUUUUGACUUAAUGAGUACAUAUGCCGGUGGUCCAGAAAAUCUUGGUUAUACAAUGACAGAUGUAAAGACUUACUUGAUGUGCAAAAGGAAGAGACAUAUGAAGUUUGGUGAGGUGGGGUGUCUACUUGAAUACUUUCAGAAACAAAUUGAAGAAAAUCCAGCAUUCUACCAUAAAUAUCAAUUGGACCCUGAUCAACACAUCACUAAUGUUUUUUGGGCCGAUGCUCGCAUGCUAAUAGAUUAUGCACAUUUUGGUGAGGUUGUAUCACUUGAUACAACAUAUAGCACAAAUCAGAAUCAUAGACCCCUUGCACUAUUUUCUGGCUUCAAUCAUCAUAGAAGUGUGGUCAUUUUUGGAGCAGCACUAUUAUAUGAUGAGACAAUUGAGUCUUUUAAAUGGUUGUUAGAAACAUUUUUGGAUGCUCAUAUACAAAAAAAGCCUCAAACUGUGUUUACAAACCAAGAUCAAGCGAUGGCAAGAGCAUUGUGCGAAGUUCUUCCCAAUACAAAACAUUGUUUGUGUAGUUGGCAUUUAUUAAAAAAUGGUGUUAAACACCUUGGGAACCUCAUGAAAGAUGGGUCACAUUUUUUAACUGAUUUCAAGAAAUGCAUGUUUAAUUAUGUUGAUGUAGAGAAGUUUGAAGAAGCAUGGAGCCAAUUAUUAUCUUCUUAUAAUGUUCAUGAAAAUGGAUGGUUGAAGUCUACUUAUGAUAUUAAGGAGAAAUGGGCUUGGUGCUAUGUGAAGGAAACAUGCACACUAGGCAUGAGGAGCACACAGAUUAGUGAAAGUGUGAAUGCUGAUGUGAAGAGAUGUACAAAGCCAAAAUUGGAUAUCAAACGAUUUUUUAAAAGGUUUGACAAGGUUGUGGCAAAGAAGCGAUACAAAGAAGUGGAACUUGAGUAUGAAUCUCGACAAAAGAUUCCAAGGAUGGUUAAUCAAAGUGCACCUAUUCUACGCCAACUUGUGCAAGUUUAUACCCCUACUGUUUUUGACAUGUUUCAAGAGCAAUGGGAUCUCCAAUUCUCUGUAGAAUUAAUUACACGUGAUGAGAAAGAGUCAUUAUUUGUAUAUAUUGCCCGUAUGAUUGAUCAGGAAGGGGAAUGGAGAGUUGAGUUCAAACCUGAUACCCAUGAAAUUUUUUGUACUUGUCAAAAGUUUGAGUCCACGGGAAUAUUUUGUUGUCAUGCAUUAAAAGUGUACGAGUCAAAGGAUGUAAGAGUUAUGCCUGACCAGUAUAUUCUAAAGCGUUGGACUAAGGAAGCAAGGUUUGGUGUUGUCCAUGAUGUUAGAGGAAAUGAGAUUCAAGUAGAUCCUAGACUUGACAUCACGCAGAGGUAUAGACAGUUAAUGCUUAUGAUGGGAAGAUUGGCAUCCAAGGCUGCUAAGACACUUGAGGGAUUUACUUGUGUUCAGAGAUGUGUCAUUGAGUUAGAAAAUCAUAUUCCUAAUGGUAAUGAAAAUGAUACUUCUGAACUAGUCAUAGAGUCACAAAAUAUGCCAAAGGGGUUCAAAAAAAGAGAUGGAAAAUCAAGCAAGAGACGUUGGAAAGGUUGGGAAGAGAAGAAUUUAAAAACAAGAAGAAGAGUUGUAUCAAAGGACUCUCAAGAAGCUUCACCAUAUAAGAAGACAUCAAAGGAAAAAGAAAAGGCCUCAUCAUCAAAAAGAAGAAGAAAGGAUGAUCAACUGAAAGAUUUACAAGCUUCAGCAAUUUCUUACUUGGAAGCUCCAACACAACCAGUACAAAUACAAGAUUCAACAUUUUCAUAUGCAAUCCCUCCGGUACAACAUAUUUUUUCACCCCCUACAUCACAAUCAUUGUCAUUUACAAGCUUAUUGGUGGUAUGA
Molecule: messenger RNA, 2283 nt
Organism: Prosopis cineraria
Lineage: Eukaryota; Viridiplantae; Streptophyta; Magnoliopsida; Fabales; Fabaceae
Product: protein FAR1-RELATED SEQUENCE 5-like
Exons: 2
Coding region: 1-2283 (760 amino acids)
Biological process (GO): regulation of DNA-templated transcription
Molecular function (GO): zinc ion binding
Source: RefSeq, a predicted model, not a curated record